AUGCUUAAACGGUGGCUUUUAGCCCUGCUGGCCCGGGUCGGCCUCAUCGUGCUGGGCCUCUGCUGCUGCCUGUUCCUGUUCUACCUCCUUGCCUGUAAACCGUUGGCUCACAGCAGCCAGCAGUCCCCGCUGUGGUCUGGAGCGGCCACCAGUAAGGAGGGAUACAUGGCGUUGUUGCAGGAGAGGGAAGACUCUCACAAACAUUACAUCAACAGCCUGACAAAGCAGAUAGCGCAGCUGAAGGAGGCUCUCCAGGAGAGGACGCAGCAGCUUCAGGAGUCCCUGGAAAAAGCCAAAACAAGAGGGAUUCUGCCUCAGGGUCUGGAGAGCCUGCACAAAACCCCGACACAGACUGACCUAAAGGAGUUCCUACGCUCCCAGCUGAGCCAGGCGGAGGUGAACUCAGGUGUAAAGCUGCCCAGCGAAUACGCUGUGAUUCCUUUUGACACGUUCACCCUGCGGAGGGUGUACCAGCUGGAGACGGGGCUGACCAGGCACCCAGAGGAGAGGCCUGUGAGGAGAGACCGCAGAGACGAGCUGAUCAGCACAGUGGAAACAGCUCUGCAUGUCCUGAACGGACCUCAGCAACACACAGACAACACCAGGCGGAAACACACAUACUCCCCUUCAGACUUCAUCGAAGGGCUGACUCGUACGGAGCGGGACAGAGGAACCAUUUACGAGCUGACGUUUAAAGGCGACGGCCCGCAGGACUUCACACAGCUCGUGCUCUUCAGGCCGUUUGGUCCUGUGAUGAAGGUGAAGAGCGAGAGCGUGGACACGCACAGCACGCUCAUCAACAUCAUCGUACCUCUUUCCAAGAGAGCAGAAGCAUUCAGGCAGUUCAUCAACAACUUCAGAGAAGUGUGCAUCCAGCAGGACGGCCGGGUUCAUCUGACUGUGGUCUACUUUGGUCGAGAUCAGAUAGACCUGGUAAAAGCCAUGCUGGACCAAACCACCAGAGAGACUCGUUUCAGGAGCUUCACUUUGAUCCAGCUGAAUGAGGAGUUUUCCCGUGGUCGGGGUUUAGACGUGGGCGCUAGAGCUUGGAGGCGCAGCCAGAACGUCCUGCUCUUUUUCUGUGAUGUCGACAUCCACUUCACCGCUGACUUCUUAACUUCCUGUCGUCUCAACUCAGAACCUGGUAAGAGAGUGUACUAUCCAGUGCUCUUCAGCCAGUACAACCCAUCUAUUAUCUACAGUAACCAGACACUUCUACCCUCUGUUCAACAGCAGCUGGUGAUAAGGAAGGAAUCUGGAUUCUGGAGAGACUUUGGGUUUGGCAUGACAUGCCAGUACAGGUCUGACUUCCUCAACAUAGGUGGUUUUGACCGUAACAUUAAAGGUUGGGGGUUGGAGGACGUUCACCUGUACAGGAAGUACCUGCACAGUAAACUGAUGGUGAUUCGCUCUCCAUCUCGGGGCCUUUUCCACUUGUGGCAUGAGAAGAACUGUGCAGACGAGCUCCCUCCAGACAAAUACAAGAUGUGUAUGCAGACCAAAGCCAUGAGCGAAGCCUCUCACGGUCAGCUGGGGGAGCUGUUCUUCAGACGAGAGAUUGAGGCUCAUUUGAGCUCCCAGAGAGGGACAAACAGAGCAACAUGA
Messenger RNA from Plectropomus leopardus (leopard coralgrouper), 1605 nucleotides. RefSeq names its product chondroitin sulfate N-acetylgalactosaminyltransferase 1-like. NCBI's taxonomy places the organism in Eukaryota, Metazoa, Chordata, Actinopteri, Perciformes, Serranidae. The record is from RefSeq and is a predicted model, not a curated record. Gene Ontology annotation, molecular function: glucuronosyl-N-acetylgalactosaminyl-proteoglycan 4-beta-N-acetylgalactosaminyltransferase activity. Gene Ontology annotation, cellular component: Golgi cisterna membrane.